UAUUUCAUCAAAAUACAUACGUUACUGAGAAUUCGUAGCGUUUGCUUAGUGCGCAUGCACGACUUUAUUUCCACACGGGCAUAACCACAUGGCGACAAGUAUUGAAAACAUGGUUAAGAUACGUAAUUUUUUCGAGCAGCAGAUAUAAAGCAUUAAAAAAAUGAAGGAGCUUUCUAAGUUGAGCGAGGCAAAAUACAAUGAGAAUGAUCCUUCUGAUGAAGAAGUAGAAGAAGUACAGCUAAAUGAUCAUAAGAUUGAAUCUCCAGUAAUGAAUGGAAAGAAGAAGAGAAAAAAAGUGACGGAUGAAUUAACUGAAGCAGUAAUUAAAAAGAAAAAAUUUAAAAAUGAUCUUUAUAAGCAGCCAACGGUUGAAGAACUUAAUCAGCUUAGAGAAACUGAGAAUUUAUUUCAUUCCAAUUUAUUUCGGCUUCAAAUUGAAGAGGUUCUCAGUGAAGUAAAGCUUAAAACUAAAUAUAAAGCGUUAUUUGAAAUUUGGUUUAAAAAAUUGAAAGCAACAAUUGAAUCUAUUGAAGAGACUGAAGAAAUUCCACUUGUAAAUAAUAAUUUGAGUGAUAAAUUAAGUGUUUUUAUUCCUGUACCACAUGUACCGGAAGAUACUAGAGGCGUUUUUAAGUUUCUAAAACCAUCCAACAUUAGUGUGAUUGGAUCUUAUAAUUCAGGAUGUAUUUUCGGGCCUACUGUUACUGUGGAUGUAAUGGUAGAAAUGCCAGUUGGCUUAUUCCGAAAACAAGAUUAUCAAAAUUAUAUAUAUUUUAGAAAGAAAGCAACAUAUCUAGCGUUUAUAACAUCAAUUAUAGGGAGUGAUCUUGCAGAGAGCAAAAAUUUCAUCGGUGACAAUUUAAGACCUUCCUUAAAACUUCGACCUAGUGGAAAAUUGAACAAGAAGGUAGAUGUAGUGCUACAUGUAUCAGUACAGGAAUCUAGCUUCAAAUUAAAUAGAUUUUUACCAGAAAAAAAUAAUGUUAGACCAGCAUGGUAUUUUGAGAAGUCUUUGGAGGAUGCAUCUCUAUUACCCACUCCGCACUAUAAUUCUCUAGUACUGCAUGAUUUAAUAAUGUCAAGCAUAAAUUCCAAAGUUGCGCAAGUAAUAAAAGAGUAUCCCAAUUUGAGGGAUGGUAUAAUCUUGCUGAAAAUAUGGCUACACCAACGCGAAUUAAAUAAAGGAUAUGAUGGCUUUACUGGCCACAUUAUUACAAUGUUUGUAAUUUAUCUUCUGCGCAUAAGAAAACUUAAUACAUUUAUGAGUAGUUAUCAGAUUGUACGGAACGUCUGGAUUGGCUUAGCACAAGGAAAUUGGUGCAAGGAUGGAAUUACUAUGUGCGAGGACAAAGACGAUCAGAAACAAGUCUCUCACUAUCACAACUAUUAUGAUUGUGUAUUUCUUGAUAGUACUGGCUAUCACAAUUUUGCAGCAAAUCUAUCAAAGGAUACUUUUUCGUGGGUGCAAAGAGAAGCAGAGCUUUGUUUAAAUCAUUUGGAUAAUAUACAUGUGGACAGUUUUCAAGCACUUUUUAUGCGAAGUGUACCAUUUCAUAAAGCAUUUGAUCAAAUCUUAUGUUUGCAGGACAAGAUACUUUCAGAAAAAAUCCUUGAAUUAUCAAAUAUUGAUGACAAAAUCAAUUAUGGACCUGAUAAACGUAGUCGGGUGAUUAAGUUACUUGUUGACGUUUUAAAGAAAGGUUUGGGACAUAGAAUUAAUCGAUUGUGCAUAUUACCCAGUGUACCUAAGGAAUGGGAAUGUACUCAAAAUAUCCCGGACGAUACUGGAAAGCUUAGUAUUGGAUUAGAAUUAAACCCUGAAUUUUGUUUUGGUAUCGUGGACAAAGGACCUGAAGCAAAUUUACCAGAAGCAGCUGACUUUAGAGAUUUUUGGGGCUACAAGUCUGAAUUACGUAGAUUUAAAGAUAGUUCCAUUCGUGAGGCUGUCGUUUGGUCAAAAGGCAAAUCUAUUGCGCAAAAGAGAUUAAUAUGCAAAAAGAUAGUAACAUUCUUGCUAAAAACAAAGUUUAAUAUCUUCAAAGAUCAAUUUUUGUAUAUCGCGGAUCAAAUGGAAGAUUUACUGAAGUUACACAAGUACAAAAUAACACAUUUUGUAUACGGCACUGGUGAAGAAGCUACAUUGAAAGCUCUACAAGCUUUUAAUGUCUUGGAGAAAAAUUUGAUGUUGCUGAAUGAUAUGCCUCUGACGAUUAACGGUGUUCAAGGCUCUAGUCCAGUUUUCCGAUACACAGAAGUUUUUCCACCGCUUGCUACUGUUCAUCGGAGCAUUGCCGGUAUCACCGAGGAGAAGAAAAAUUGUUUAAUUCUUUCGAAAAAAAUCACAAAAUGUCCUGCAUAUGUUCAUGCGCUCGACGUGACGUUACAAUUAUCGAUCAGUGGAAAGUGGCCCGAGGAAUUGGAAGCAUUUAGAAAAACGAAAGCAGCAUUUCAUAUACAAAUCGCGGAAUGUCUUAGAAAGCAGUAUCAACUAAAAGCACAGGCCAAUCCCUCUUAUAUCGAUGUGUAUCAGGAUGGAUUCGUUUUCCGAUUAAGAGUGGCGCAUCAAAAGGAAAUCGCUUUAUUAAAACAAAUCAAAGAAGAUGGAGUAAUUAAAUACAAAGACAAUGAAAAAUCUAUCAAGUUGGAAAAUAAAUUAUUCCAUUUACCAAAGUUAAGCAGUGCUUUGCACGGAUUGCAUUCUCAACAACCGUCAUUCGGUCCUGCUUGCCGUUUAGCAAAACGGUGGUUAUCAGCACAAUUGUUAGAUGAUACUCACGUACCGGAAGUUGUAGUCGAAUUGCUUAUGGCAUCGAUAUAUCUAAUGCCAGAACCUUAUAAAUCAGCUCAGAUGCCACAAGUGGCAUUUUUACGAUUUCUAGAAGUUGUUUCAAGAUCUCAUUGGAAUACUGAUCCUGUCAUCAUUAAUUUCAAUGGUGAAAUGACCAAUGAAGAAAUCUCCGCCGUAGAAACAUUAUUUAAUACAACUCGUGCUUCGUUACCAGCCUUAUUCAUAUCUACCCCUUAUGAUCAACAGAAAUCCUUGUGGACAAGGAGAGCACCAUCUCAGUUGAUUUUAAAUCGUAUGAGUGCACUCGCGAAGGAAUCAUUAAGAUUAUUUGACAAUCUGUUGUUCGAUAAUAUGGAUAUAAAACCUAUAUUUCGUCCUUCACUACAAGAAUAUGACUGUUUGUUAUAUCUGAAGUCAAAUAUGAACCCUAGAAAACUACAGGCGGUCGAUGUAUCUAAUAAUGUGGAAAUCGUUGAUCUGCAUCCGUAUAAAGCGCAUUCACUUCAAAAAAUUCCAGUCACAGACUUUGAUCCUGUGCAAUGUUUCCUGAAAGAUCUAAGAGAUGGUUACGAUGAUUAUGCCUUAUUUUUCCAUGACACUUAUGGUGGUACAGUGAUUGGGGUUCUAUUGAAACCCGCUGUUUUCGAGCGCAAGGAUUUUAAAGUGGCAGAUGUUAAUUGUAGGAAACUCGACAGCGAUGGUAAACUUGUUUUGAAUAUAUCGGCAAUGAUCGAAGACUUUUAUGUUUUGGGAAGAGGUAUUAUACGUGCGAUCAAUGUUCCAAACAAAAGAUUAUCAUCGAUGAUGUCACAAUCGACUACAUAGGUACAUUUAAAACUCGAAACUUUUCCUUCAAUUCAGGAUUGGUUAAACGACAUUACACGAUUAAAAAUGUGCUGUUGAAAUAUCCUCAUUAAUUUUAUUACAUAUUUUCUAAAAAAUACAAUAUGAUCAUUUCUACUGUAAAUGACGAAUUAAAAUGAUAGAUAAUAAAUAAAAUCAACAAUAUAAAUCAAU
Camponotus floridanus (Florida carpenter ant) is the source of this 3805-nucleotide messenger RNA. It is a transcript of the gene Mat89Ba, whose product is annotated as nucleolar protein 6. The transcript is spliced from 13 exons. Bases 161 to 3613 code for a protein of 1150 amino acids. Gene Ontology annotation, biological process: tRNA export from nucleus; rRNA processing. Lineage: Eukaryota; Metazoa; Arthropoda; Insecta; Hymenoptera; Formicidae. Gene Ontology annotation, cellular component: UTP-C complex; small-subunit processome; CURI complex. The record is from RefSeq and is a predicted model, not a curated record.